AUGAACAUGACUUCCUGGCUGGGUGACACCGUCUCCGAUAAGGUCGGCGAAGCCGUGGCUUACAAGAUUGCAAACCGCGACGGCAUAAAACCCGAGCCCUCUUCGCUUCUUGAUGUAACGGAAAAUGGCAGCAAUUUCAAAGUCCGGAUGAACAUGCCAUCUGUCUCGCUAUAUGUGCUCAAGGUCCAAGGUUCACUACUCACAGUCACCGAUGGUGCAACCUCUAUGCAUGCCAGACUCUCUUCUCACUGUAGAACACGGUUUCAGAAUCAGUACUCACCCUCGCUCUCAUUCAUCGAAAAGAAAUCCAUCACCUCCACUAUUGCUGACAUCAACUACACAUCUAUUGGUCCGUUUAAUAUGCGGAUCCAGCUGCUGCUCUCCAGCUUGACUAUUUCUCUCAAUCCUAUGGACCUUACUGAUAUCAGAGUCGUUCGCAUUACACCUCUUCACACACUUCCUCGUAUCAAGGAGUAUUUGAUUCAGCUCCAACAAUUCGAGCAAUCAACAGCAGAGCCUCCAACAGCAGUCGAUGACCCCGUUUCGGUACUCGAGCCGUCUGACAUUGAGGAUUUGGAGAUGGUCGAAGCUUCACCCAGUGCUUCAAGCGCUGCAGAAAGGACCGUUUCCUUAAAGCGAUCCCAUGCACUGUCUUCUCCCAGCCAUCUCAGUUCUCAUCGAGUCGUGAAACCUCGGAUUCAUCACGAAGAUGAAGAUGUCAUUGUUCAGACAGGGAUAAAUCUACAACAACCUGUACAGCUUCAAUCCAACGAUUCUCAGGACCGCAGCAAGCUGCUAAGCCUUCUACAUAGGGGCACAGGGGCGAGAGCUUCUGUGACCACCGAUCGGGAGCAAGCUCUGCGCUUGGGUGGCUUUAUAUCAGCGCAGAUGGCUCCACCGCCAAUUCCAGCUCCUGUUAACAUUAAUGUUCAGCCACAAGCCCCGUCACAACCAGCAUCCCAGCCAAUCUCACAAACCUUCGAAUCACAGGUACCCAUGGCCGACAUCCCUGUUGUCGAGUCUGCCAAAGAGGACAUUCGUCCGAAAAAUACGUCAAUUGUGCAGCCCGAAUCAGGAAAUAUGCCCUUCGAUACACAGCCCAAAAUCCAUCUACCAAACAAUACGACAACUUCAGCCCAGCCAGAGCCAUUAGAAGUUACACAAUCAUCACUGCCGCGAGUGCCGCCAUCACGGGCACCCUUGCCGUCACAAUCAGAAGCUCUGGCAGCUUCACUGACCACUUCCAGUUCACAUUUGUUGGAUAACUCGUCUUCCAGCAUGCAGGGACCGCUACACAGAGCUCCCCCAGCGUUGAUGAUCAAAUACGCGCGUAGGCACAUACCAGGAAAUCAGAGAAAACUGCUCGACAAGCAUUCCUCGUGGUGGCCUCCAAGGCCUGGAACCACAUUCCCUCACCCAAAUGUUCCUGUGGAAGUUCUCACCAAGACUGUAGAAGCCGCAGAGCGGCGAGCAGCAAAACAAAAAGAAAAGGAGCAAGAAAAGCAGUCGCAGGAAGGCAGCGAACGAGAACGAGUGCACCUGCAAGACGCUUUGCCGGCAACCCAAGCGACAGAGAAUACUUUACUCUCGUGGGAGUCAUCACCAGAGUCUCAUACUCGGUCUCGCAUGGAUACUUUCCGUCGUUCAACCAACUUCUUGGAUCCGGAACCGCCACCGGCUAGGUUGCCACCAGGCGAGCUCCCACCUGACAGCAGUGCAGAAAAUCAGAUGCAAGUAGACGAACCUGAGGUAGUUGAGUCUCUCGACCAGAUAUCUUCAAGCCCACCCUCUGGCUCUUUGUCUCAAGAAAGCUAUGCUAUUGAGCUCGACAGCCUCGCGCCGCCACAGCAAAAUCUGCGACAGCUACCUGAGUAUCCCUUAGGCUCGCCUGAAGAGAGCUCCUCGAGGUCCAAUCCUGGUACACAGCCUGAUAAGUCCGAGUUACCAGACCCUGUGGGAAAGAGCACAUCUCACAAUAGGUCUCGACCCGAAAGAGAUGGCCGUGCUUCAUCCCCUAUUCUCGAGGUCGCUGCGAGUCCCCAGCCCUAUAAGGGAUCCGAGGAAGAGUCUGUAAUGCGUUCUCGAGGCUCAGGACAUGAUGAGCUAUCAGUGUCGCAGAAUCUCAGACAUGUCAAUGCCACAUCCUCAAUGGACGAUCAGCCUGAAAUUGAAGACGAUGUUAUCAUGGUUGAUCAACCCCAAGCUAACAAUGAUCUGGCUGUCAAUAAGCAUGAGGUACACAUUGUCGCAGAUUCUCCAAAACCUUCGUUACGACAGAAUCGGCGGACCAGCUGGGGACUUUCGGAAUCAGCUGAGACUAUCGAACAGAGACGGGCUCGUGAAAAGCGUCAGUUCUUUGAAGAGCGACGGAAGACCGCCGCUGACAACACCAAUGUCAGCACUACGGUUGUGCCAGGACCAAAAGCUCGACAGAAUGAUGAGCAUGAGAAGAACCCGGAGGCGCCUGACUUGGAUGCAGAACCAAAACCUGAUCCAAUGGACGUUGAUGAAUCAGAACCGGAACCAUCCAAGCCGGUUGACCCUAGUGUCAUCGAUAGAGCCAAGAUAAUCGAACAGUGGCGCCGGCAGAGCAGUCAGAAGGAUGACCGAUUAGUGAGCGGAGCAUCGACUACCGGGAAUGGUCCAGAAUCUGAUGCUCCUGGUCCCAAUAUUCCUAAUCAUGCUGUUUCAGAACCUUCAGUGUCCGUACCCGCUACUGACGAGGCAACUGCUCCGGAAAUGCCUGUACGUCCCGUCAGAUCAUUGCCGCCUAGGCCCUCAUGUAAUGUGGACGUGCAAGCACGCAAUCCAAAGCUUCUGAUUCGACAACAAAUAAAGAAAGGCACAUUCGGCGUCCCAAGUCGAGCUCUAUGGGUAGGAUCACUUCCAGAUUACAUCGACAACAGACAACUUCAGCAACUGUUUGCAGAGUUCAAUCCUGUUUCUGCAUCUGCUAAGAAACAGUCUGGCUUUGUCAAUUUUAACGACGUUGAUACAGCCUGCAGAGCUUUCGAAGAAAAACAUGAGACUCCCUUUCAUGGGAACAUGAUUGUGUGUAAAUUCACAGCUCCUCGCGGACCUGUUCCUGUGCAGGAGGUCUCCGAUCAUCACCCUCUUCCAAGCCCGAGUCGUCUCGUUGUACCCGCAUCGACAGCCACUCAUAAUGUUGCAAACUCUGCACCAACUCUGACUGUUGAUGAUCUGUUCCGUCAGCUGGUCAGCAAGCGCAAUUUCAAAGGCAAUAGAACGGCUUUUGAAACUUUGUGCAAGAAUUUGCACACGUCUUCCGAUGUCCCACUACCGCAUUGGGACAAUUAUGUGGUUUUGCACCCAGCUGAAUUUGUGCCGUAUGCCAAUCGGACUAUCGCUAACGGCGGACAAGUCGUCGAUUAUGAUGCAUACUGGCGUGAUCACCUUCAAAAGACCGCAAAGCCUGACCUGCGUCCUGUGUUGACCCCAGCAAGGCUAGAUGCUAUUUUCAACCCCACACAUGCUACUGGAUCAUCUGCAAACAAACCUAGCGCACCUGUUACGCCACAGACCACUCCGAAUGCAAGACGACCAUUGCCACCGCGUAGUCAAGAAACACCACCCUCAACCUCUUCUCACACUCCCAGGGCUGUGACUGAGGACUUAAGACGAUCUGUCGUCGAGCGUAAUGCUCAGAGUACGACUGAUUCACCACGAAAUGUCGCUUUGAAGCAACCUCAUCCUCUUUCCGACUUACCGGAUCCUCUCAGAACCUCAAAAUGGUUGCGCCAGAACUUCACAAAAGAUCCGCAGGGAAGAGUGGUGCAGCAAAAGCUCUACCAAAUGUACAAGGAGGACUUUUCUAAUGCCACAGUUCCACUGAUGUCG
This is a messenger RNA of Aureobasidium musti, 3858 nucleotides long. Lineage: Eukaryota; Fungi; Ascomycota; Dothideomycetes; Dothideales; Saccotheciaceae. The record is from the annotation of a GenBank genome assembly.